AUGCCCCUCUUCAUCCUCGCCAUGACCGCCUGCCUCUUCGCCUUCUUCAACUACCAAAAGCAAGAAUCCUCCGUCGUAACCGCAACCCUCUACGCUUUACGCACAAACCCGCUCGUGCGCGAGCAGCUCGGCGACGAAAUCUACUUUGCGAGUAAAUACCCGUGGAUCAAGGGCGAGAUCAACCAGUUGCAUGGGCGCAUCGAGAUCAGCUUUUGGGUUAAAGGGACGAAGAGGGCGGGUGAGGUUAGGUUGACGUGUAGGAGGAGGGGCAGGGGUGGGCUGUAUUAUACCAAGGAGUAUAGUUUGACGUUGGAGGAUGGGACGAGGUUGGAGCUUUAUGAUCCACAGGGGAAUGCUAUCGAUCCGUUUCAGGCGAUUGCUGUGGAGGAGUAG
Alternaria triticimaculans is the source of this 393-nucleotide messenger RNA. RefSeq lists its product as uncharacterized. The coding region runs from base 1 to 393 and encodes 130 amino acids. The transcript has a single exon. Lineage: Eukaryota; Fungi; Ascomycota; Dothideomycetes; Pleosporales; Pleosporaceae. Gene Ontology annotation, cellular component: mitochondrial inner membrane. Gene Ontology annotation, biological process: mitochondrial respiratory chain complex IV assembly. The record is from RefSeq and is a predicted model, not a curated record.